CUGAUCGCUCCCCUUCUCUAGGGAAACCUGCCAGUGCAAUCCCAUUAAGAAAAAGAAGAACUCCAUUUGUAUUCACUCUCUAGUGUACUGGGUGCCAUGGAUUUCGCAAGUCUCAAGGAGCAGGUUAGCAACCUGACCUUAUAUGAUAUCAAGGCUGGUGUUCGCAAAGUGCAGAAUGCCGUCAUGAAUUAUACCGACAUGGAGGUCAAGGUCCGGGAAGCUACAAACAAUGAACCAUGGGGUGCGUCGUCGACGUUGAUGCAGGAGAUUGCGAAUGGGACACAUAGCUACCAAUUGCUCAAUGAGAUCAUGCCUAUGAUUUACAAGCGUUUCACGGAUAAGAGUGCAGAAGAAUGGAGGCAAAUCUACAAGGCGCUUCAACUUCUGGAAUUUCUCAUCAGGAACGGUUCGGAACGAGUCAUUGACGAUGCCCGUUCUCACCUAUCCCUGAUAAGAAUGCUCCGACAGUUCCAUUAUAUUGACCAGAAUGGUAAAGACCAAGGUAUCAAUGUGCGAAACAGGGCGUCCGAACUGGUGAAGCUGCUUAGCGAUGUGGAUAUGAUUCGCGCUGAAAGGAAAAAGGCCCGGGCCAACCGGCACAAGUUUGGUGGUAUCGAAGGAGGCAUCGGUAGUUUCUCUGGUUCAAGAAUGCAAGGUUUUGGCAGCGAUAAUAUGACGUUUGGGGGAGGCUACAGCGGAGGCGUGUUUGGGGAUGGUGGCGGCUUCGGAGGCAAUACUAGCGACUUCCACGAUACCGCGCCCAGAAGCAAUCGAUUCGAAGAAUAUGAUGAGGAUGAUGCGGAGCCGAUCAGCUCGCGUUUGCCACGGCGCGGAACGAGCCCGCCUGCAACGGUUGCGAAGCGCGAGGCGAAGAAGCCUGAGCCUAAGGAAGAGCCUGUGGAUCUGGUCGACUUCGGUGACGAUGACAACGUUGCGACGACGUCUACAGCUGCCGGUAAACAGCCUGCCACCGGAUUGGAUAUACUCGAAUCAAAGCCGGUCGACGAUGAUGAAUUCGAUGACUUCCAAUCUGCAACCCCUGUUACGCAAACUGCGCCUCCAGUGAGCCAGUUGGCAAUGCCUCCUCCAUCUUCUACCGUUACUACCAGCUCAACCAUAAUAGCACCUCAGCCUGUUUCUGGAUCUCAAGGACAGAAUAUCAAUGGCAUAGUCGGCUUUACGUCCGUGACACCGACACCUAAUUCAAGCACGAUCUCGAGUCCAGUAUCCACACCAGUGUUCACUCAAGCGCCCAAACAACAGCUGCUGCAACAAGCCGCUCCACUGAAGCCAACAGGCUUUCAGGCAGCCACGCCUAAUUACUUUACUUCCGUUUCAGCCCACGCAAACCAGCCUGCAACAACCGGGAGACCCAGCUUGUCAUCCACGCCCUCAUUUACGUCCGCCAUUGCAUCCACCUCGUCAGCAAGAACAACCAAGCCGUCAACUUCCAAAUCAGGGGGUGACGCCUUCGGAUCCCUCUGGAGUGCCGCCAGCGCCAGUGCAGGGAUACAAAAGUCCUCUUCCCCCGCAUCCAAAGGCCCCAACCUGGCCAGCAUGGCCAAGGAAAAGGCCAGCGCAGGUAUCUGGGGUACUCCCUCGCCCUCUUUAUCGACUAGCUCUGCACCUCAGACUGCUUCGGUGCCGCAGAAACAGACCGGUAGCUCGGCAUUUGAUGAUUUGCUGGGAUAGUUUGGUUUUCUCCCUCUUUUUUUUUUCUUUUCUUUUAUUUUUCGUUCUUUCUAAGAGGGUCCGGUGCUCUCUGUAUUUACUGGAUCUGGGUUUGAUUCGUGGAGUUAACGUUAACUGAUUACUAGCUUCCCUUUGCAUUCUGUUCGAUUAUAGUAAAACCCGAUAUAAGCAACUAAUUUAGCAAGACCCUUCAGCUGCUUAUAUCGGGUAAUUGCUUAUAUUAAGAUUCACAUGUAAAAAUAUAUAUGUAUAUUGAUGUACUCCAUGUAAUUGCCCUAAAUCAGCCAAAAUAAAUCCG
This is a messenger RNA of Monascus purpureus, 1990 nucleotides long. The record is from the annotation of a GenBank genome assembly. Lineage: Eukaryota; Fungi; Ascomycota; Eurotiomycetes; Eurotiales; Aspergillaceae.